AUGGCUGAACCAAGCACAAGUCGGCUUAGUAUCCUGAUCGUCAAUCCAAAUACAUCCACGCACAUGACGGAUGCAUUGAAACCUAUUGUGGACAACCUUGGGUUUGCAGAUGUUCAAUUUGACUACUUGACGGCUCCGAAUGAGUCAGUCACCCUCGAAGAUGGACGUGUAAUAGAUGGCGUGCCGAGUAUCAACUCAGGCGAGGACUCUGCUACAUCGGCAUUGCACUGCAGACCCUUUGUGGAGCCUCUGAUUCCUAAAUACGAUGGGUUUCUCGUGGCAUGUUAUUCGGCUCAUCCCCUCGUUGGAAUGCUGAAGGAAGCCAUCACGAAAUUAGAAAGUUCGGCUGUGUCAGUGGACUCGAAACCGAAGAGAAAGUAUGUGACGGGUAUCUUUGAAGCGAGUGUCCUCAUGUCGCUAUCCUUGGUUGGCUCGUUUCACAUGAUUGGAGGCCCGGGGCUGCACAAAACACAAUCCAAGGAAAUGUUCGGAAUCAUUUCUACGGGCAGCAUCUGGCGGGAUGAGCUAAGCCGUGCUGUUGAAGCAUUCCUUGUGAACUCUGAUGACAAGACAACGUCGACCAAUCGUUUUGCUGGUGUAGAGACUACCGGUCUAACAGCGGUUGAACUGCAUACCACCCCCGCCGAGGAAGUGAGGAAAAGGAUCAGCGAGGCGACACGAAGGCUUAUCCAGACCGCUCCACACCCGCUCACGGCAAUCUGUAUGGGAUGUGCCGGUAUGGCCGGUAUGGAGGAAGCAGUGAGGGAUGGCUGUGUUGAAGCUUAUGGCCGGGAAGAGGGAAAUCGUGUGAGGAUCGUUGACGGUGUGGUUGCCGGUGCCGGGAUGCUUGUUACGGCUUUGGUCAAGCACAAAGAUGCCCAGGCCGGCCAAUGUGGCAACAAUGGUAUGGAAUCCCGCGAUAACACACCAGCCCCCCGGAACACCGUCAUAGCUGUGUCGAGACGACGAGACGGCAAACAGAUGAACACCCGGCCUCUGCGAUUCGGCAGCCAAUUCUGGCAACAGCUUUGCCAGGAGCACGGAAUAAGUCAAGAUGGGAACUUGGAGGAGUUUGCUACCGAGGGCGGUGAUCGCAAGGAUGUCUUCUUCUACCAGAGUGAUGAUACCCGGUAUAUUCCCCGAGCAAUCUUGCUGGACCUGGAACCCAGAGUCCUCAAUACGAUUCAAACCGGUCCCUAUCGAAACAUCUACAAUCCUGAAAACUUCUUCGUGGGACAACAGGGUGUUGGCGCAGGUAAUAACUGGGGUGCUGGGUAUUCUGCGGGUGAGAGUGUGCAAGAGGAUAUCUUCGACAUGAUUGACCGUGAGGCCGAUGGUAGUGAUUCGCUAGAGGGAUUCAUGUUUCUGCAUUCUAUUGCAGGAGGUACCGGGUCUGGAAUGGGAAGUUUCAUCUUGGAACGGAUGAACGAUCGAUUUCCUAAAAAGCUGAUUCAAACAUACUCCGUCUUUCCCGAUACUCAAGCGGCAGAUGUGGUGGUCAACCCGUACAACAGUAUACUUGCAAUGAGGAGGUUGACACAGAACGCUGACUCCGUGGUGGUUCUGGAUAACGGAGCUCUUUCAAGGAUCGUUGCCGACAGACUUCACGUGCUGCAGCCUUCGCUCCAGCAAACGAAUCAGCUUGUCUCAACUGUUAUGUCUGCAUCCACUACCACCCUCCGUUAUCCUGGUUACAUGCACAAUGACCUUGUCGGGAUCGUCGCUUCUCUUAUCCCUACGCCACGUAGUCACUUCUUGAUCACCUCCUACACACCAUUUACUGGUGACAAUAUUGAACAAGCCAAGACGGUCCGCAAGACGACCGUGCUGGACGUGAUGCGUCGUCUGUUGCAACCCAAAAACCGCAUGGUUUCAAUCAACCCCAGUAAAUCCAGCUGCUAUAUUAGCAUCCUCAACAUUAUCCAGGGUGAAGCCGAUCCCACCGACGUGCACAAGUCCCUGCUCCGUAUUCGCGAACGGCGACUGGCGUCUUUCAUUCCUUGGGGCCCAGCUAGUAUCCAGGUCGCACUGACGAAAAAGUCACCGUACAUUCAGAACACCCACCGUGUCAGCGGACUGAUGCUGGCGAACCACACCUCGGUGGCAACGUUGUUCAAGCGGAUCGUCCAGCAGUACGAUCGACUGCGGAAGCGAAACGCUUUCAUCGAGCAGUAUAGGAAGGAGGCCCCAUUCAGCGAUGGAUUUGGGGAGUUUGAUGAGGCCAGGGCUGUGGUCAUGGACCUCAUUGGAGAGUACGAGGCGGCAGAGAAGGAGACCUACCUUGACCCAGAUUCCGGGAAAGAGAAGGAGAUGGGGGUAUAA
Molecule: messenger RNA, 2322 nt
Organism: Aspergillus bombycis
Lineage: Eukaryota; Fungi; Ascomycota; Eurotiomycetes; Eurotiales; Aspergillaceae
Product: gamma-tubulin mipA
Exons: 9
Coding region: 1-2322 (773 amino acids)
Biological process (GO): mitotic sister chromatid segregation; cytoplasmic microtubule organization; mitotic spindle organization
Cellular component (GO): centrosome; microtubule; nucleus
Molecular function (GO): GTP binding; structural constituent of cytoskeleton
Source: RefSeq, a predicted model, not a curated record